Guyanagaster necrorhizus is the source of this 1395-nucleotide messenger RNA. RefSeq lists its product as uncharacterized. Gene Ontology annotation, biological process: calcium ion import across plasma membrane. Bases 1 to 1395 code for a protein of 464 amino acids. The transcript is spliced from 3 exons. The record is from RefSeq and is a predicted model, not a curated record. Lineage: Eukaryota; Fungi; Basidiomycota; Agaricomycetes; Agaricales; Physalacriaceae. Gene Ontology annotation, molecular function: calcium channel activity.
AUGUUCCCGGAGACCCUUUGGUACCUUCUCAAUGUUGCCAUUGUCUUCGCGCAGACGAGGAAGCAGCUUUCUCUGAAUACUGUCUCUUCGUUCAACGACUCGUCAACAUUUACUCUACCGGAAGCAAGCAACCUUACAGUUUCGGUCGCCUUGUGUUCUUCAAGCUCCUCUGCCCGAUUUUUCGUCACAAAUACGUCGGCAGAUGCAGACAAUCCAGGACCCGACGGCGGUACAGAUGUAUACGAAAUAUCACUAAAUGAGGGUUUCGGCAAUUUCGCGGGUGCUUUUACGAAUGGAGGUGUCCUGUCGGCAGACGAUGCCAGCAACGUUACCUUUGAAGUAGGCGUGUCCGAAAGUGGACCAACGCAUAAAAUUUCAACGGACCCCCCAUCACUGGGUGACACCACAGCAACCCAGGCUAUCAUAUUUUCUCCCGUCUUCUUGGAAGUAUCCUCAGAAGUGCCGACCUACCCAAACUAUUCUUUACCAGUCGCGAAUCUUUCAGCCCCCGCGGUACCUUCCACGUCCAACAAUUUCUCGCUAAUUUUUUCGGAGACGUCAGGAUCUAGCCCGCUCGCAUCUGGACUGCAGACGGGCUGCGCGUUGCAGAGUCAAAAUUCCACUGGAACCAUUGUUAACCAAACCAUGUGGCUUCCAAAUGAAGAUGGCUGGCGAACACAAUGGAUUAUUGACGGUUUGACACCUGCAACGAACUAUACCGCCUAUGUUAUAAUUGACAAUACCACCGUCAGUGGACCCAUAUACUUCAUAACAAAAUCUGAGUCCUUCUCCUGUCCACUAUUAUCCAAUCUGCCGUAUUGCCCCGGCAUCGCAUAUGCUAUACCCCUUGCGCAACCAUCCUCGCAAUCCACCUAUGACUCCACCAAUCUCCCUUCAGAAAUCGCAGAACCCCUCAUAUCCUCAUUGACCAACUUCACUACAACUCUUACGACCUUUGCCUGCGGCCGCGACGACUAUUCGCCUCUAGUGUCUUGUAAUGAUUGUCAGCGGGAAUAUCGGAGAUGGCUUUGUACCGUCAGCUUCCCCCGCUGUGGGGAGGCAAGCUCCAAUAACGGGGCCAUGGUGGCUGCCAAUGGUGCCCAGAAGGUCUUCUCAGCCUUGUUAUCCCAGCCAACGACAGUCACGCCUAGAAACUCAAACUUUCCAUCUUUCAAUGAAACUUAUACGGCACUAUUGCCUUGUUUGGAGCGUUGCAAUGCUGCCGACCGGGCUUGUCCUAGCUUCCUUGGCUUCCGAUGUCCAACGGCGCAGUUCAAUGCUUUAAGCAGCUACGGUGUAGGAUAUAUAGAUAGUGGCGUAGAGGGUGUAGAGGGCCGGGGAUCUUCGGGGACCGCGCAGGAUCGCUAUGGGAAUGUCUGGUGUAACUAUGGAUAA